Molecule: messenger RNA, 408 nt
Organism: Enterobius vermicularis (human pinworm)
Lineage: Eukaryota; Metazoa; Nematoda; Chromadorea; Rhabditida; Oxyuridae
Source: the annotation of a GenBank genome assembly
AUGAAAAGUUAUUUGCCGACGAAAGCUACUGAAAAGUCAAGCAUUCGAGCUAGACAUCUUGAUGAUUCGGAAGACUUUAUGACUGCUGCACUACGAGAGACUAAAGAAGAAGCUGGUUUGGCAGAAGAGGAACUUGAAAUUCACAAGGAUUUUGAGGAAGAUUUAUUUUAUGAUGUCAAGCAAAGCAGAUAUGAAGGCGAGAUGACCAGAAAGAAACAAGUAAAGUAUUGGUUGGCAAGGCUGAAAAAGUCGGGAAAUGUAAGAUUAUCGGCAGAACACCAAGCGAUGAGAUGGGUUUCAUUAGAAGAUGCUGUUGUUCUGGCAAGCUUCCCGGAUAUGGAAAGGCUGCUGCGAAAGGCUGAGGGGUUUUUAAGAAAUAAAGACUCUUCUGGGCCUUUGCAUUUAUAA